Amblyraja radiata (thorny skate) is the source of this 355-nucleotide messenger RNA. RefSeq names its product superoxide dismutase [Cu-Zn]-like. NCBI's taxonomy places the organism in Eukaryota, Metazoa, Chordata, Chondrichthyes, Rajiformes, Rajidae. The coding region runs from base 26 to 355 and encodes 109 amino acids. Gene Ontology annotation, biological process: superoxide metabolic process. The transcript is spliced from 4 exons. Gene Ontology annotation, molecular function: copper ion binding. The record is from RefSeq and is a predicted model, not a curated record.
GCGGGUGGGCGCAGCCGGUUCAACCAUGAUCGCGACGGGCACCUGUUUCAUGAGAGGCGAGGAAGUGAACGAAGACAGCGCCAUUCAAGGGAUCGUCACCUUUGAGUGGGAUGAAACUGAAGAAGUGCUCAUAAAGGGGAACAUUGAGGGACUGAAACCAGGAAAACAUGGUCUUUAUGUUUCAUCAUCGGGAAAUGUUAGCACUGGCACUGGCAGUUCAGGAGUGCAUUAUAAUCCCUGUGACAAAAAACACGGUGGACCACAAGAUGAUGAGAGGUUACUGAAAAGGAAGAUGACCUGGGUAAAGGUGGAGACGACGAAAGCGUCAUGGGAGGAAAUGCUGGAAAAGGUUUAG